AUGCCGACGUCGAACCUCCACACGUACUACAAACGCAGCGUCAUUACCAAGUACUCAAGUGUAGUGAAGCCAUCGCUGACUGACGCAGUGUGCCGACUCAACUGGGCCAUCGAUCAAGUUCACGACAUCGACGGCGAGAAGUUCAUCGACGCCAUGUACGACACGGUCCAUGUGGACGAGAAGUGGUUCUUCAUGACAAGACUGCAAAGGAAGGUCAUUGGUGCCUCUGGCGAGAAGAUCAAGCAGCGAACAUGUAAGUCCAAGCGGCAUCUGCUGAAAGUCAUGUUCCUGUCUGCCGUGGCUCGACCGCGCUGGGACAAUAGCAAGGAAGAAUGGUUCGAUGGAAGAUCGCGUCGCAGUUGUCGGCGUGAUGCCGGAACCCCUGUGGUGAAGACUGUGAACGUGACCAGGCCGACGUUCAAGGCAAUGCUGAUCGACAAUGUGAUCCCAACGAUUCGGUCGAAGUGGCCAAGCGGCGAGUCAAGGGCCAUCAAGAUUCAGCAAGACAACGCUCGACCCCAUAUGCCUCCAAGCGAUGUGGACAUCGUUGCUGCGUGUAAGGUGGAGGGGUGGGACAUGCAAGUCGUCUUCCAACCACCCCACUCACCCGACCUGAAUGUUCUCGACCUUGGUUUCUUUUGGGCCAUUCAGACGCUGCUAGUUGAGAAGCAUUCGAGCAGUUUUGAGGAGAUUGUUGCGGCAACCGAGGAGGUGUGGACCCGUGUCAGUCCGCUCACUCUGAACAAGAACUUUGUCACUCUGCAGAGUUUAACAGCCAGGCAUUCACUCGUUCUUCGGGGACCUGAACAUGCUCAAAUUGACGACGACGACUACAUGCAGUUUUCCCUUUUCGACGACGCGGCGUCAGUGCUCUUGAAGGGCUACUCCACCCCGUCGACGUUGUUGCUCAGUCAAUCCGCGACUCGCCGUCAUCGACAUCACGCUCGUCCCCCCGUCCCAUUUGCGCUUAUGGACACGGUGCGGCAGUUUCGCACGGCCGUGUGGUCCACGGCCCAGUACAAUAUGACCGAAAUGGCCCCUACCACGUUGGACCCCACGCCGUCGUCGUGGCAACGCCUUCCUCAAACAUUAUACUAUGGAGGAAGUCCCAUUUGCCCGUUUGGGAAACCGAAACGAUUGCCAGGCCUCGUUCGGAUAUUACGAUGA
Molecule: messenger RNA, 1167 nt
Organism: Aphanomyces astaci
Lineage: Eukaryota; Oomycota; Saprolegniomycetes; Saprolegniales; Verrucalvaceae
Exons: 4
Coding region: 1-1167 (388 amino acids)
Molecular function (GO): nucleic acid binding
Source: RefSeq, a predicted model, not a curated record